AUACUUGUAUCUCAAGACUAGACUGGAGAGGAACAAGGUGUAUAUAUAUAUAAUGGCCGGUAUACAGCUGAGUUAUCAAACAAACACAACUCUUCAUUCAAUAAUUUACUGAGUUAUUACCAUGAAUCUAAAAAUGUUGUCAUUUCCAUUCUUAAUACUGAUUUCUGUGCUGUUUGUCCUUCAAGCAAUAUGGAGGAAAUUAAAAAGCAGCAAACCUCUAAAUCUACCCCCUGGACCAUCGAAGCUCCCCAUCAUCGGAAACAUGCACCAGUUAAUCGGCGGUCUUCCCCAUCAUAAACUCGGAGCCUUGGCGAAGAAAUACGGCCCCCUUUUUCUGCUUCAAAUCGGACAAGUCCCAACAGCUGUGAUUUCUUCACCGGACACUGCGAAACAGGUGAUGAAAACACACGACACCAUCUUCGCGCAGAGGCCCUUCCUCUUAGUUGCAGACAUCGUCUUUUAUAAGGCUGCGGAUAUUGGUUUUGCACGCUAUGGUGAACACUGGAGACAAAUGCGGAAAAUUUGCAUAUUAGAGUUGCUUAGUGCAAAACGUGUGCAACUGUUCCGACCAAUUCGAGAAGAAGCAGUAUCGAAUCUCAUCAGUAGCAUCUAUUCUAGCGCAUCAUCCGCGAUCAAUCUUACGAAAAUGUUAAAUUUAUUAUCUUGUUCAAUCAUUACCCGAGCCGCGUUUGGUAAAAAAUGCUUGGUGGAUCAAGAAGAAUUCAUUCCAAUUGUUACCGAAGUUGUGGAGAUGCUAGCAGGCUUCAAUAUCGCCGACUUGUUCCCCUCUAUCAAAUUGCUCCAUUUCAUUACUGGAAUUCACUAUAGACUCAAGAAACUGCACAAAAAAGUUGAUCUUGUGCUUGAAAACAUAAUCAAUACUCAUAAGAAAUCCAGGGCCGCGUCUAAGAUUGAUUUGGAGGAUGAAGAUAUCGUUCAUGUUUUGUUAAAUCUUCAAGAGCAAGGAAACCUUGAACUUCCUUUAACAACCGACAGUAUUAAAGCUGUUAUACUGGACCUUUUCAUUGCGGGGGUUGAUACAUCGGCCUUAACUUUAGGAUGGGUGAUGUCGGAAUUGAUUAAGAACCCCAGAGCAAUGCAGAAAGCGCAAGCAGAGGUUAGACAACUUUUCGGAGAUAAAGGAAUUGUUGAUGAAACAGGCUUUGAAAAAUUAAAGUAUUUUAAGUUAAUUAUUAAGGAAACAUUAAGACUCCAUCCUCCGGCUCCAUUAGUACCACCCAGAGAAGCUAGCGAGCAAUGCCAAAUCGAUGGAUAUGAUAUACCCGCCAUGACUAGAGUCCUUGUGAAUGUAUGGGCCAUCGGAAGGGAUCCUAAUUAUUGGAUCGAACCUGAAACAUUUUUACCGGAGAGAUUUGAAGACGGUCGAAUUGACUUCAAAGGUAAUAAUUUUGAAUAUCUGCCAUUUGGUGGUGGAAGAAGGAUAUGUCCAGGGAUAUCAUUCGCCAUGGCCACUGUGGAACUUGCACUCGCACAUUUACUCUUCCAUUUUGAUUGGGAGCUCCCCAAUGGUAUGAAAAAAGAAGAGCUGGAUAUGACUGAGGAUUUUCUUACGUCAACUAAAAGGAAGUAUGAUUUAAACGUAGUUCCUAUUCCAUAUUCUCGUACUAACUAAAAUAUGCAGUUAGCUACCGGUACUGCACACAAAAAAUGAUGUGUUCUUGCAUUUCCUUAGUUUUUAUUACGUUAAUUUCUUUGUUUUAAUAAAAGUUUAAUUUAUGCUUACUUAUUUAUGAGUGUAUCAGUCGUUCUGAAGUAUUUUAAUUUUAAUAAAAAGGUUAUGUUUAGUUA
Mercurialis annua (annual mercury) is the source of this 1809-nucleotide messenger RNA. RefSeq names its product premnaspirodiene oxygenase-like. The record is from RefSeq and is a predicted model, not a curated record. Gene Ontology annotation, molecular function: heme binding; oxidoreductase activity, acting on paired donors, with incorporation or reduction of molecular oxygen; iron ion binding. The transcript is spliced from 2 exons. Bases 122 to 1633 code for a protein of 503 amino acids. NCBI's taxonomy places the organism in Eukaryota, Viridiplantae, Streptophyta, Magnoliopsida, Malpighiales, Euphorbiaceae.